This is a messenger RNA of Pristis pectinata (smalltooth sawfish), 612 nucleotides long. RefSeq lists its product as uncharacterized. The transcript has 5 exons. Lineage: Eukaryota; Metazoa; Chordata; Chondrichthyes; Rhinopristiformes; Pristidae. Bases 1 to 612 code for a protein of 203 amino acids. The record is from RefSeq and is a predicted model, not a curated record.
AUGGAAAUGUAUGAGGAGAUGUGCUGCAAGGUAAGGCUGGAGAUUAAGAGACGGAAGAACAUUGGGCUGGAGUUUGAAGCGAUUCUGGACAAGCAGCAACAACUGCUCCAAGCUGACUGGAGCUGUCGGGAGGAACAUCACACCACCUUCAACGUAGCCCUGAGAGAAGUGGUCCGAUUAUUGGAGGAACCUCUUGACCAUGAGGAAGAAACAACAAUGGAAAACAGCCUUGUCAAUCAGCGAGAUUCUGAACAAGUUGAAGCUUUGUUACUACAAAUGUCGGAUGCCAUCACAAAUGAGUGCCAGCGACUGAGUGUCUGGUCUGUGCUGGGGAAAGGGACGGGAGCCCAACUCGUGGAAAGGGAGACUUUAACAGUUCUCUCCAAAGAGGAGUUAAUCGGAGCUGAUGGAGCCAUUAGAGACCCCAAUCUCCUCCAGGUGGAUCAGCUGACAGGCUUGCUCACUCCGAGUCCCAAUGCUGUUAUGCUUUUAGCCAAUAAAUACACCAUGCCUGUGCCCAGCAGCUUCUUCCUCCACCCUCAGACUGGACGAGUGCUCCCCAUGGCUGGCAACGUGUGUUACGACACCAUCAGGUGCGGUUUGCCAAAGUGA